AUGGAGAUAAAGUAUAAUAGAGCCGAUAAUGAGAAUAAUGAGAAUAAUGUGAAUCAAGAAUUCUGGGUACUUUCAGGAAAAUCAAAGUUCAUUUUAUGCAAACAGGAAAAUCAAACUAUGUAG
Molecule: messenger RNA, 123 nt
Organism: Racocetra fulgida
Lineage: Eukaryota; Fungi; Glomeromycota; Glomeromycetes; Diversisporales; Gigasporaceae
Source: the annotation of a GenBank genome assembly